UGUGAUCAAGCUUAAAGCGCCAUACGCACAUCUAUUGACGCGGCCACAGUGUGCACGGUCUCAAACCAGCAUUUCCUGCGUGCUCCCACGGCGGCACAGCACCGCUUUUGAGGCGAGCGGCAGUGGAAUAAGGGCUGCCACAGGCACACACGACUUGGGGGCUGCCCACGCGACGAGAAUCAUGGGCGGCGGCGAAGGCAAGGGCCGCUUCCGCAAGGCCGUGGCGAAGACGACGCUCCUGCGCCAGAUGAGCAGCAAGGUGCUGCCCCUGACGAACCCCGAGGCGCGGCUGUCCUCGGAGGACCUGCGGCGCAAAAAACAGGGCUCGAUGCGCGCGCAGAUCAAGCAGCGCGCCACGGGCCGGGUGCAGGUAACUGAUCUGUACUUUAGCAUGCUCGACAUGAGCUGGGGCACGAUGCUGAGCUACUGCGUGUUGGCGUACGUGUGCACGGUGGCGCUCUGGGCGUGCGUCACGCUGGCCGCCGCGAACGACAUCGACGGGUCGGCUCUAUCUCUGUCGGACAAGCCGUUCGUGCGCUCCCUGGCCUUCGCGUGCGAGAACAUCGUGACCAUGGGCUGGGGGCAGAUGGAGCCGCGCAGCGGCACGGCCUUCGCCCUGGGCGUGCUUCAGCAUUUGACCGGGCUAGCCCUGAACGUGCUCGUGUUUGCGAUCGUCUGCACGAAGUUCCAGCACCCCCAGUCGCAGCUCGUGUUUGGCGAUCGCGCCUGCAUCGUGAAACGAAGAGGCGUGCCGUAUUUGUUAAUACGGCUCGGCAACAAGCGAUGUAAUCUUAUCUAUCAUCCGGACGCGAAGCUAUCGUUGCUGACUCCAGUGUCUACGCCGGAGGGCGAGAGCUACGUGCGCAACGAACAUCUCGAAGUGUCGAUGCCCGGGGUCAUUACGGGGAUUUAUAGCAUUGCGCACCGCAUCGACGACAACAGUCCCUUGAAACCGGUACUCGACGACUGGGAGAAGAACUCAGCGCGCAAGAAUAUCACGGUCACCUUUGUGGGCAGGGAUGGCGUCUUCCACGACGACUUACAUUGCAUCAAGCGCUACUCGCUGAGCGACGAUGUGGUGGUGGACCACCGCUUCGUGGACGCGACUACUUUUGACGAGAAGACGGGCAAGCCGAAGAUCGACUUUGAUAAGAUCUCGCAAGUGGUGCCCCUGUCGAAGCCUCGGCGGUCGCGCGAGUUUGCGGCGACGCGGGCCGCGCGUUUAGCGAAGUUGCACGCGUCGUUGGAUAAGGAGCCGCCGAUGGAGAAGCCCGGGCUCUACCUCGUGUACGGCGCGCUGCGGCGGAACGAAGAAAAUCCGGAUCAGCCGCUCGAGAUGACGUGCUCGUUUUCGGCAUUCGCGUCCAUGUGCCUGCGCCAAGCUGGAGUGCCGCACGAGACGAUUCUCGCAGACACGCACCACAAGCCGCAGUGGUACGAGAAGCGGUGGUUCAAGGAGCUGCCGGAGUCGAAGUCCGCGACGUUCCCCGCCAUCAUCCGAGUGUCGGACGACGGCACGAGCGAGUUCGUCGGCGAUUCGGCGGCCGUCGUCGACGCGGCGUGUAGGUGGUACCCGGACGCGGCCGAAAAGCUGGCGUCCGCCGCGGGCGGCCUCGCCGAGGGCACCGCGGCGGACGGCUGCAUGGGCGCGUGGUGGGCCGUGUGCUCCAGCGCGCCGGUGACCAUCGAGGACCAUCGCGACGCCGAGAAGCGGCGUGCCUACGCGGAAGCCAGGGAGAAGUGGAAGGGCUGCGUGCGGCCUUUGGAAGACGUGCUGGAGAAGCACGCGUUCCUGAGCGGCCGCGACACGCCCGGGCGCGUGGAUUUCAAGCAGUUUUCGUUCUUGCGCUUCGCGCACGACUACGUCUUCGCCGCGUGGCUGGACGCCGAGUUUGCGGCGGAGCUCGACGCGUCAUUCCCGCGCGUCGCGGACUGGAGGGGGCGCAUGGCUCCCCUGGUGCGCGGCGCCGUAAGCGAUGAUACGGAGACGGCGGUGGCCAUUACGAACCUCCAUCUCAUCAAUCGGUUCUUCCCGCAAUGCGUGCCGCUGUUGCCGAAGCGCUACCAGGAGCUCGUCGACGCGUACGGCAAGCACGUGCCCCGGGAGCAACGGCUAGAACAGCUGCACGCAGAGCUCGACGCCGAGCCAGUGAUGAUGACGAAGCCCGGCGUUUAUUUGAUCUACGGUGGGCUCCGGCGACACGAUUCCAAUCCGGACCAACCGAUCGAACAAUGCUGCGCAUUCUCAGCCUUUGCCGCCGCGUGUUUGCGCCAUGCAAAUAUCCCGUACGAGACGAUCCUGGGCGAUAUGCACCGUAAACCGGCGUGGUUUGAAAAAAGGUGGUUCGCGGCGUUGCCUGAAUCGAAGUCGGCGACCUAUCCCGCCGUGGUCCGCGUGCUGGAGGACGGCACGAGCGAGUUCGUCGGUGAUUCGGCGGCCGUCGUCGACGCGGCCUGCAAGUGGUACCCCGAGGCGGCCGCGACGCUCGCGUCCGCCGAGGGCGCGCUCACGGACGGCACGGCGGCGGAUGGGAUGAUGGGCUCCUGGUUUGGCGUCGCAUCGACCUCGCCUACGUGUAUUGAGGACCACCGUGACGCCGAGAAGCGCAAGGCUCAUGCGGAUGCGAAAGAGAAGUGGCGCGACUGUCUCAGGCCGCUGGAAGACGUGCUCGCAAAGCACGCGUAUCUUUGCGGCCGUGACGAGCCGGGCCGCGUCGAUUUCAAGCACUACUCGUUCCUGCCAGUGCAUAAAUCAAAUUGUCGCGGCGCGUCUGAAUCAUGAGUGCACCCGACUCACUGAUUGAUUUAUGCACAGGUUCCUGCGCCUAGCCCACGACCAGGUCUUCGAGGCCUGGCUCGAGACCGCCUUUGCGAAGGAGAUUGACGAGACGUUCCCCAGAGUCACCGACUGGAGGGCUCGCAUGGCGACGCAUAUGCGAGGCGCCGUGAGCGACGCCGAGGACGUCACGUGCGCCCUCAUGAACCUACAUCUCACGUCGCAUUAUUUCACAAAGCUCGCGCCGCUGAUGCCGAAGCGCUACCAGGCGCUCAUCGACUCGUUCGCCGGCGGCGACGAGGAGGACGGGGACGACGACGACGAGGAGGAGGCGUCGGACUCGCCCCCCGCCGGCGGCACCAUCCAAUUCUGUUUGUAAAUUCCUUUGCUUGUUA
Molecule: messenger RNA, 3171 nt
Organism: Pelagomonas calceolata
Lineage: Eukaryota; Pelagophyceae; Pelagomonadales; Pelagomonadaceae
Source: the annotation of a GenBank genome assembly